Messenger RNA from Aphis gossypii (cotton aphid), 679 nucleotides. RefSeq names its product 60S ribosomal protein L26 (gene RpL26). The transcript is spliced from 4 exons. Gene Ontology annotation, cellular component: cytosolic large ribosomal subunit; ribosome. Lineage: Eukaryota; Metazoa; Arthropoda; Insecta; Hemiptera; Aphididae. Bases 181 to 642 code for a protein of 153 amino acids. The record is from RefSeq and is a predicted model, not a curated record. Gene Ontology annotation, biological process: ribosomal large subunit biogenesis; cytoplasmic translation. Gene Ontology annotation, molecular function: RNA binding; structural constituent of ribosome.
CUGUCCUAUGAUAGCCGGCGAUCAAAGUAGUUAUCGCGUUUACCGUUCCCAACAUCAUUCUUGUGCGUUGUGUUUACAACCUUAAAUUCAGUCCGCGUAGUGUGUAAGCGUAACAUCUGAUUACACUACUUUUCGCUCGAACGUGAUUUUGAGUGCCGCUGCAGAGAUACCUGCUUAAAUAUGAAGUUCAACAUUUACAAGACGUCGUCGAGACGUAAGUCUCGCAAAUUACACUUCACAGCUCCAUCCCACGUCAGGCGUCGCAUCAUGUCAGCGCCUCUUUCCAAAGAACUGAGGAGCAAGUACAACGUUAAGUCUAUGCCUGUCCGCAAAGACGAUGAAGUCCAGGUGGUAAGAGGACAUUUCAGAGGCCAACAAGUUGGCAAAAUUGUCCAAGUAUACAGGAAGAAAUACGUCAUCUAUAUUGAAAGGAUCCAACGUGAGAAAGCCAAUGGUGCAACUGUUUAUGUUGGAAUCCAUCCUUCCAAGUGUGUCAUUGUUAAACUGAAGUUGGACAAAGACCGCAAGAAGAUCCUUGACAGGAGAGGCAAAGGCAGAGCUCAAGCAUUGGCUCUUAAAGGCAAAGGAAAGUACACUGAAGAAUCUGCAGCAGCAGCCGCGAUGGAAACAUCAUCAUCGUAAUAGUUAUGAUUUUUUUCAAUAAAAAACAUAAAACAAA